This is a messenger RNA of Staurois parvus, 348 nucleotides long. NCBI's taxonomy places the organism in Eukaryota, Metazoa, Chordata, Amphibia, Anura, Ranidae. The record is from the annotation of a GenBank genome assembly.
UGAUCACAUGUAAACAGGGAAAUGCCGGAUAUCGGCAUUUCUCUCCUCUCAAGCUGGCACUGAUGAUCAGUGUGACCUGAUGAUCAGUGUAGCCCCAGCAGUGCCACCUGUCAGUGUCCAUCAGUGCCUUUUGUCAGUGCUCAUCAGUGCCUCGUUCCAGUGCCCAUCAGUGCCACAUCAAUGCCACAUAUCAGUGCCUACCAGUGCACAUCAAUGCCACAUAUCAGUGCCCAUCUGAGCUGCCUUUCAGUGCCCCCCCAUCAGUGCCAGUCAGUGCCACCUAUCAAUGCCAAUCAGUGCCACCUAUCAAUGCUGCCAAUCAGUUACACCUAUCAGUGCCAGUCAGUG